This is a messenger RNA of Callithrix jacchus (white-tufted-ear marmoset), 7471 nucleotides long. Lineage: Eukaryota; Metazoa; Chordata; Mammalia; Primates; Cebidae. The record is from RefSeq and is a predicted model, not a curated record.
GCUGGGGAGCCUGUGGCGUACGCGGCGAGGGAGCGGGGGCCGGGAGGUGCCUUCUGGCUCCGGCUGGGGCCGGCGAGAGCGCGAACGAGCGACGGCGGAAACCGCGGGCUUGUGGACGGCGGCAUCAGCGGCUAGUAGGAUGCUUCAUUAAAUGUGUUUCCUUUUCCUGAAUGAAAAGAAAUUGGAAGAAGAGAAUCAACUAUUUUGUGCAGGAAGAAGAAAUAGAAUUUCUCUACAGUGAGAACACGGUUAGAAAAAGCCCUAACAUUACAGACCAGUGGGAUCUUGUCCUUCAUGCAGUCUCUCAUUGGCUUCUUUCAGACUGAAAUGGCAGCUCAUAGGCGUUACACUGGGGUGCCUCGCUUUGUGGAGUUUGUACAUAUUCUCGCCAAUUGGUACAUUAGAAUGAACCGCAGAAGAUAAAAGGCUCCCUACGUGCCUUUUCUCACUGAAUUAUGUACCAGAAUCUAAAGGUGCUUAUUGACCCUGUUUCUUUUCAAGACAAAGACACUCUCAGCAUCCACUACCUCAUGCUGCCCCGUGGUUAUUCAUCAAGAUCCAGAAGCUCUUAGAGAUAUCACAUCUUUGGAGAAGUCUGUCAUUGAGUAUAGGAAUUGAAUGUUCAAAAAGUACACUGUCUGCAGAUAAAAACAAGAACGGCAUUCAGCUAAGGGCAGAACCAGAUCACAUGGUCCUGGGGAAGCGUCUGAAGGGAGCCUUUAAGACAGUGAUGAUGACGUCCAUCAAGCAGCUGAGCAGUGAGGAGCUGGAGCAGUUCCUAAAGACUGGACGAAAUCUCACUCUGUCACCCAGCCUGGAGUACAGUGGCACAGUCUUGGCUCACUGCAACCUCUGCCUCCCAGAUUCAAGCGAUUUUCCUGCCUCAGCCUCCCGAGUAGCUGGAAUUACAGGCAUGUGCCACCACACCUAGCUAAUUUUUGUAUUUUCAGUGAAGAUGGGAUUUUGCCAUGUAGACCAGGCUGGUCUCCAACUCCUGAUGUUAGGGGAUCUGUCUGCCUCAGCCUCCCAAAGUGCUGGGAUUACAGGGACCAUUGUUGUGGAAGGCCAUGAAUUACAUGAUGAAGACAUCCGUCUCAUGUACACCUUUGAUCAGGCCACAGUGCCAUCUGGUCCAACUGAUGAAAUCAUAGUGAAGAUAUCUGAAUAAUGUUUUGAAAGCCACACAGAGUACAUAUUUGCCACCAUAAAGGCUUCCUCAAAACAAUAUCCAGCUCCUCCAUCAGAUAAAAUCCUUAUUCAAGAAAAAACACAGAGCAAGACAAGAAGGGGCUGACCAUGGCUGUUUAUCUUUUCAGUGAGUUGAAGGGAUCUGAACUGGAAAUUACACUUACCAGAGGAUCUUCCCUUCCUGGUUCUGCUUGUGUGUACAUCAAUCUUAACAUUUGUGUAAAUGGCAAUGAACAAGCCAGACCUGGAAGACUUCCUACAAGGCCACUUCCUGUGGUUGAGAGAAGAGACCCUGUGGGCCUAAGCUGCGCAUGAGCAUCUAGCCACUGGUGCAGCAAGUUCCUCGUUCCUUGAGCAAAUGCCCCAGCCUAGUCUCAUACCUGCCAUUUCUGCUCAGGAGUUGGAGUCCGUCCUGUAUCACAGCCAUUACCAGUCAUCUACAUGAACCUGCAUCCCCAGGCAACAUGUAGUGUUCUCUAAAUGAGAUUGUACUGCGCGUGUUCUGUGCAUCUUGCUUGUUUCCACAUCUGUUCCUGAGUCAUAUAACAUCUGACUAAAUACAAAACCAAACCGAGUCACUGGGUCUUAGUGGAAAAGCACUUUGUGUGACUGCAGGAUCGGCUCCCUCUCCGAUCAACAGUUCCAGUACUCUUUGUCAGUAUGUCAACCUGCAGCUCCUGAAUGCAGAGCCACAAGAGUGUUUAAUGGGGACAGUAGGUACUCUCCUGCUUGAAAACCCACUUGGGCAGAAUGGACUUAACCACCAAGGUCUUCUAUAUGAAGCAGCCAAUGUGUUUGGCCUUCAGAGCAGGAAGCUAAAGCUAUUUCUGAAUGAAACCCAAAUGCAAGACCUAGAAAAUAGCUGUUCUUCAAAGUAUAGAGAAGCAUAUUUUGAAACCACGUGUCUGGGAUACCGAGUUGGCACAGCUUCUAGUCCUUUUUUGUAGACACAGGAAAUACCUGUUUAUGAGGAAAAAUAACCAUCUUGGUAGUAUCCGGAGUUAGCCAAACUGUGAAGUGAUGGCAUAGUCCUCCAGAAGUCUCCAGGAGUCUGUCCAAAAUCUAACUCCACCUGCAAGGAGUUAGGCCUCUACUAUGAACUCAGGAAAGAGUCCACACAAGACCCCCAUCACUGCUGGCACGAACUGCAAGUUCCAGGUGUUUUCCUAGACCACCGUUAGGUUCAGUAACCUGCUGAGAGGACUGACUCACUGAAAGAUGGAGUUUCGAUCUUGUUACCCAGGCUGGAGUGCAAUGGCGCGAUCUCAGCUCACCGCAGCCUCCGCCUCCUGAGUUCAAGCAAUUCUCCUGCCUCAGCCUCCUGAGUAGCUGGGACUGCAGGCGUGCGCCACCAUGCCCAGCUAAUUUUUGUAUUUUUUAGUAGAGCUGGGGUUUCACCAUGUUGACCAGGAUGGUCUCGAUCUCUUGACCUCGUGAUCAACCCAUCUCUGCCUCCCAAAGUGCUGGGAUUAAAGGCAUGAGCCACCGCGCCGGCCCUCAACUAUUUCUUUUCAUUCUAGAAAUUACAGAGGACAUCCCCAUGAAGACUUUGAAUAUGAAGACUGUGUAUGUUUCUGUAUUACCAACAAUAGCAGACUUCUAGCAUGCACUUAUCAAUGUUGUUCAGUCAGCCUUUCCCUGACUUACAUCCAUCCCCUGUAUAUAAUGUGCACAUAGACACACUCACGUGAACACACUGAAGAUUUUUUUUUCAGGUACCUGUACAAUAUGCUGCUUGGAUUGAAAUUCAAAUGAAAUUGAUCAGUCAAGUAACUUGAGGCCUCACAAUAAUCUUCACACUUAAGCUUAGACACCUAUGCAGUCAUGUUAGGAGGAGGUUACAGUGUUACUUCAGCACCACAGUUUAUUUCUAUACUUAAGUACAGAAGGUAGAAGCAAUUUAAAUGGUAUAGCAUAUAUAUCAUUUUCCGGCCUUUUAAAAUUUGAGUGGAGCAGCUGCGGCACCAGCAGCAGCAGUGAUGGUGGCAGCAGCAGAGCUGAGGAGGGCUGACGCUAGCACUGGAGAGCGGUGGAGCGACCCAGGGCUGGGCUGCCACCACAGCUCCGGCUGAGCCGCCCGCGCCCCUGCCCCCCAUGCAUGUCACCCCUUGCCUGCCACCCCUCAUGCACUGGGGGUGCUGCACGGGCACCGAGCCUUCAUGGGCUUUGUCGCUGCCGCUGGUGAGGGAGAUGUGGGGUUGGGGGCUGGAGGGCGCACAUGGUGCCCCCUCUUCCGCCACCUUUUCUGGCUCGGCAGGCCCCUUGGACACGGGCGGCCUGGCAGCAUUCGUGCUACCUGUGUAACCUGCCCCGCGUGAUCUGGGACUUCACCGAACCCGUGUGCCUUGGCUGCGUCAACUACGAAGGCGCCAACCGCGUUCAGUUUAUCAUUGAGACUGCGCAGCAGCCAGAGCGGGUGCACGGCUGGUUCCCGGAGGGUCACUCCCUGCCCAGCAUCACAGCCCUGACUGCCACCAAACCGCUGCUGCUCUUUGCCAAGGACACACUCCUGCAGCAGCAACAGCUCGGCCAGGGUGGCCCUGCGCGUGCCGCAGGCCCUGGAGCACUACCCUCUGGCGGCCCCUGCGCCUUGGCUCGGACUUCGGUGGCAGCCGUCCGGCAGCGAGCCUGGCCCAGCCACCAAUGCCGCAGCCGCAGACCGUGAACGGCAUCUUGGUGCCCAAUGGCUUCUCCAAGCUGGAGGAGCCGCCAGAGCCCAAACCCGUGGCGUGGCCACACGGUGCCGCCCACCCUGGUGCCUGGUGCCUGGUGCCCACCGCGCUCAGCCUCGGCAGCCGCACUACCAACUACUUAGCCACGGUGUCCGGAGCCUGACCCACCGACCUGGGUGCCCACAAGCGGUCGGCCUCCGUGACCAGCAGCGUGGCAGUGGACCACAAGGAGUACGAGGUGGCAGCCAAAGCAAAGCAACCGCCGCCACCGGCCCACCAGGGCCCAGCCAACAGCUUGUCCACCGUGGCUGGCGCCGCCGAGCUGAGCGCUGAAGGUGCGGGCAAGAGCCGUGACUCUGGAGAGCAGGCCUGGGUCAACAGGCCCAAGACCAUGCGUGCCACGCUGUUGGCGCUGCACCAGCACGGCCACUCGGGCCCCUUCGAGAGCAAGUUUAAGAAGGAGCCGGCCCUGACUGCAGGCAGGCUGUUGGGUUUCCAGGCCAACUGGUCUAAAGCAGUUGCAAGAACAGCAAGGAAAAGGAAGCCCUCUCCAGAACCAGAAGGUGAAGUCGGCCCCCUCAAAUCAAUGGAGAGGCCCAGCCGUGGCUGUCCACAUCCACAGAAGGGCUCAAGAUCCCCAUGACUCCUACAUCUUCUGUGUCUCCACUGCCACCCACUGCCUCACCUCAUUCCAACCAGACUACACUGCCUGAAGCGGCCCAGAAUGGCCAGUCCCCCAUGGCAGCCCUGAUCUUAGUAGCAGACAAUGCAGCGGGCAGUCGUGUCUCAAAAGAUGCCAAGCAGCUUCACUCCACUACCAGAAGGAAUAGCAACAGUCCGCCCUCUCCGUCCUCUAUGAACCAAAGAAGGCUGGGCCCCAGAGAGGUGGAGGGCCCAGGGAGCAGGCAACGCAGGAGGACUGGAGCCAGUGCACGCUGCCAGCCUCCCGGACUCCUCUCUGAUAGCCGGUGCCCCCCUGUGCUGCACCCUCUGCCACUAGUGGCUGGAGGACACCCAUUUUGUGCGGUGCCCGUCUGUCCCAUCGCACAAGUUCAGCUUCCCUUGCUCCAGACAAAGCAUCAAACAGCAGGGAGCUAGUGGAGAGGUCUAUUGUCCCAGUGGGGAAAAAUGCCCUCUUAUGGACUCCAAUGUCCUCUGGGUCUUUAUGCAAGGGGAAAUUGCAACCAUCCUUGCUGGAGAUGUGAAAGUGAAAAAAGAGAGACUCUGAGUGCUGAAUACGGAUGGUACAAUGACAGUAACAGCCGCGUGAUGCUGCCAGGACUGCCCUUGAGCAUAUCAGUGACAGCCCAAAUGUCAAAAUCCAGUUCUGAUGGUGCCUCUUUAGCAGGUGAUAAGAACGACUGUAAAACAGAAAGCAAAAAUGACCCUAAGACUGAAAGGAAAAAGUCUUCCUCUUCCAGCCAGUACAAGGCCAAUAUGCACUUUCACAAGUUGUUUCUUAAUGUUCCAACGGAGGAACCACUGAGGCAAAGCUUUACCUGUGCACUACAGAAAGAAAUACUAUACCAAGGAAAGCUCUUUGUAUCAGAAAACUGGAUUUGUUUUCAUUCCAAGGUCUUUGGAAAAGACACAAAGAUCUCUAUUCCAGCUUUCUCAGUAACGCUAAUAAAGAAAACCAAAACUGCUCUUCUAGUGCCAAAUGCCCUGAUCAUAGCAACGGUCACAGACAGGUACAUAUUUGUCUCUUUGCUCUCCAGAGAUUCAACUUACAAACUACUAAGAUCUGUGUGUUGCCACUUAGAAAAUACAAGUGUUGGUAAUAGUCCCAAUCCAUCUUCUACUGAAAACAGUUUCUGAGAAGACCGCCCUUCAUCUCUGCCUCUGGAUUUCAAGGAUGAAUUCUCAGAUCUGGAUGGAGUGGUUGAACAAAGAAUGCAAGACAUGGAAGGAUACAGCAGUUCCGGUUCUCAGACUCCUGAAUCUGAGAACUCUCAAGAUUUCCAUGUGACAGAAUUCCAAACAGUUCUGAAUGUCUCCAAGGGAGAAGCAAAGCCAACUCGGGCAGAUGCCCACGUGAACAGAGUACCCGAAGGAAAAGCCAAGAGUCUCCCUGCACACGGUCAGUCCGAAACUGUUGGAAUCUUACACAAAGUCAAGUCUCAGAAGUGUCUGAUGCUUCACCAUAUUCCUAUAUUCUACGCAAUUGUUGUCUGUGCACUCAUCAUCUCGACCUUCUAUAUGAGAUAUAGAAUUAAUACCCUGGAGGAGCGGUUGGGGCUGCUAAUCUCCAUUGUGGACACCCAUAAUACUGCACAGACAGCACCAUCCGGCCUGAGGUCACAAGUACAAUUCAGUGUGGAGGUUCUCUGUCAAGAGCUUACAGCUAACAUAGUGAAAUUAGAAAAGAUACAGAAUAACUUACAGAAGCUGCUUGAGAAUGGUGACUGACCAGAUUGCUUGAGCCAUCAGUAUACCUCAUGUUUCCCUUUGAAGAAAGUGCAUCCCGAGGCGUUUUGUUUGAGCGCGCUCUGCUGGUCAGAGGCGCAAAUGGAUGAGAAUCCAGACAUUGCAUGUGGAGGUCUCCAGCUCAGAAAAUGGGGGAGGGAAAUAAUUUUGGUUCUUGUGCAAUAAAAGUUGACCUUGCCUCUCUGAGGAAGUUUUUGCUGCUGCUGCUGCUGCUGCCUGAAGAAAAUAGAUCCAUCUCUGGAGGUCUCAGGAAGCGCCCCCAACGGAUUCUCUGUUGGAUAAUUACCAUGAUGGCAUCAGCAAACACUCCACCCUGUGCCUUUUUAGUCCUUCCAACCCUCUUGCCUCACCCUUACAUCCCUCAUAACGACGUUCAAACUAAAGGAUACAUCGUAUAUCCACAAACUCAAUGUGGUCUUUUCAGGAAUUAGUCAUGAGUCUCAAAAAGGCAAUACAUGGCCCUAAAUGGACAGCUUUGCUUCAAACAAGUAACAUCUACAUUUUGUCUUUUCUUUCAGUUCUGCUGUUAUGUUCUGGUUUAAAUCACCUGUGUAUCUUAAUUUCUCAAUUCAAUUUUGGUAAGAAUAUCAAGCAAGGUGGAUUAAACAUUCUGUUUAUGUUUUGCUUUCUUGCUGUAACUAAUAGUUAAUUGGACUGAUUCUUGCCCAGUCCUGUUCAAGAAUCUGUGAGGCAUGUGACUGAAGUACUAAAUUAAACUUAUUUUUGAAACCAAACCUAAUUUUUGAGCCAAAAGAUAUCAUAGUGAUUUAAUGCAGGAUAAAAAACACUGAAUUUUUAAGAUUGUAAGUGGAUUAUGUUAGUAGUUUUGAAACAGGAUGUCUGUAUUCAGCAUUCAGUAAUGCUAAAAUCUAUUUCAGCAUGAGAUUUGUAUGUUUUUCUCCUUUGCUGACUAAAAUAAAAUAACUGGUGGUUUGCUAUUUACUGUAUGGGUUGGCUGGUUUUUAUUAAUAAUUGUUUAGGGUAUUAUAAGAUCCUGUAAGUAUAAAGAAUAUUCUGUUUUUAUCUGCAAUAGAUUUGAUAACCAUUUCUAUGAAAUGUAUUUUACUUAAUCAGAUAAGCUAAUAAGUGAAUUGGUUACAUGGUUUGUAUCUGUUACCCUAGUGGACAGCUGUGCCUGGUGCACCUCUGGCUUUGAAUAAAUACUCAUCGGUUGAAACACCCUG